Molecule: messenger RNA, 787 nt
Organism: Sinocyclocheilus anshuiensis
Lineage: Eukaryota; Metazoa; Chordata; Actinopteri; Cypriniformes; Cyprinidae
Product: CUB and zona pellucida-like domain-containing protein 1
Exons: 4
Coding region: 224-787 (187 amino acids)
Source: RefSeq, a predicted model, not a curated record
GGACCCUAAUAAAGUAAUCACCAGACGCAGUCAAGUUAAAAUAGGCUUCUCCUGCCAGUACCCCAAAGUGGCCAGUGUUUCUAACCACUACAUCAACAAGAAGUCUGACUACAUCUUCACUGAAUCCAGCUUUGGCACUUUUAGUUACUCGUUUGAUAUUUUUACUAACAAUAACUUCAGCAGUCGGGUAGAUCCCAGUCUGUAUCCACUGGAGAUAAAAUUGAUGGAUAUGAUCUACAUGGGUAUUGCAGCUCAUUCUGCUCUCCCUGAGGUCCGGCUCUUUGUGGAGUAUUGCAGAGCCACUCCAGAUGACAACCCAUACAGUGCCCUAUUUUAUGACAUCAUUAAAGAAGGGUGUAUUAUGGAUGACACAGUUGAGGUUUAUCAAAGUGAUUCAAGAACGUAUGACUUUGGGAUCCACGCUUUCAAGUUCACAGGCGGCUACAAUGAGGUGUACAUUACCUGUUCUGUGAUUCUGUGCGCGGAAGGAAGUUCAAACUCAAGAUGCGCCCAAGGCUGCCUCAGAGAACCCGCACACAAACGCAGACGAGACGUGAGCAAAGAAACCGCCAGGCAUUACAUCAAGCAGGGUCCCUUCCGUGUGGUGAGACAAACUCAGCAUUCAGCAGCAGCUUCACAAAAUGGUGAUUCUCUUCAUGUCAGUGCAGGCACCGGGGUCUUUGCGGGACUCUUCAUAAUCUCCAUUGUGGUGCUGGCGGGAUUGUUGGUGUAUAAAGCCAAAAAAACAAGAGCACCUGAUCGCAUGUAUCUGAUGUCCAACUUCUAA